Messenger RNA from Monoraphidium neglectum, 1341 nucleotides. RefSeq lists its product as hypothetical. Gene Ontology annotation, molecular function: dGTPase activity. The coding region runs from base 1 to 1341 and encodes 446 amino acids. The transcript is spliced from 6 exons. Gene Ontology annotation, biological process: dGTP catabolic process. The record is from RefSeq and is a predicted model, not a curated record. NCBI's taxonomy places the organism in Eukaryota, Viridiplantae, Chlorophyta, Chlorophyceae, Sphaeropleales, Selenastraceae.
AUGGAUGCGGACGGAGCCGGCAAGAUCAAGUGCGUGGAGUACAUGGUGGUGGACGUCAUGCUGCAGGCCAACACACCGCUGCGCAUCAGCGAGCGCAUACAAGACCCUGACGAGUUCCUGGGCCUAACUGAUGCGAUCGUGCUCGAGGUGCGCAACAGCACCGACCCGGCGCUGGCGAGGGCGGCGGCGACGGCGCAGCGCAUCGAGCGGCGCGACGUGUACGCGUUCUGCGCGGAGAUCGAGGUGCCCCAAGAACGCGUCAUGGCGUGGGAGAAGAUGACCGAGGACGAGGUGGUCGGGCACCAGGAACACAACUGCGGCGUCAUGCUGACUGCGGAUGACGUCAGGGUCCACAACCUGAAGAUCGAUUUUUCGAUGGGGGGCGAGAACCCCGUGCGCAAGGUGCCCAUCUGGCACCGCGACGGCCGAUGGGAGUACUGCUGCGAGCGCCCCUUCGAGCCCAAGCUGUGCGUGCAGCGCAAGGUGCGCGUCUACCUGGCUCGAGAGACCGCGGACCGGAGCUCCCGCAACGCCGCCAUCCGCGCCGUACAGGCGGCGUUCGCGGCCGCAGUCAAGGCGCGGUUCGGCUCCAGCAUCCGCAUCAUCCUUGGUGGCGAGCGCCAGCCGGCCGCGCCAUCGCGCUCGGGCGUCACCGGCCGCAGCGGCGGCGGCGGCGGGGGCGGCGGCGGUGGCGGCGCCGCGGGCCUGAGCUUGUCGCGGCAGCAGGCGUCCCCGGCGGGCGGCUGGGGCCAACGCAAGCGGCUUGGUAGCGAGGCGUUGGGGCUGGAGGGCAUCAAUCAGCAGCAGCAGCAUCAGCAGCAGGCCAGCAAUGGCGGAGAGCACCUCAGCACGUGCCAGCAGCGGUGGCGAGGACAGCAGCAACAGCAGGAGCGGCCACAGCCUACGAGCAGCACAGGCCCAACCCUGGUGAGCGGGCCCUCCCACGGCUGGCCACGGCAGGACGGCGCAGCACACGCGGUGGCGGCGACGGCAGAGGGCCGCGGUGCGGGCGCGACCGCGACGCCGGAGAAGGCGCCGCCGGCGAAGCGGCGUGGUGAUAGCGAUGAUGAGGACCAGCAGGAUGAGCAGGCAGCCAAGCGGCCUUCCGGCUACGCAAAGCAGCAGCCGCUGCAGCAGCAGCGGCGCUUGUCUCGGGGACCGAUUCAGGGGCAGCAGCAGGAUGGAGAGCAGCAGCGCAGCGAUGACGAGUUGAGGGCGUUCGGUAGCAUAGAGGCGGAGGGAUUGAACGAGGUCGAAGAAGAGAGCGAGGGCGACGGGGAGGAGGGGAUGCUCCUCACGCAGGAGAGCGCGAGUGCUGCGGCAGGCAAGCGCCGGAAGUGA